GGCGUUAAGAUGAUCGAUCAAGCCUUGUGAGAGGUCAGACACGCAGGGAAUAAUCUCACCACAACAAGUGGAUGCAGUCGGACGUUUUCACAGCAGCGCGUACUUGCAGCACUUGGCCUGUCAAUCUAUUUUGAUCGCGACAGAAAGUACUCUUUAUCGCGCCGGCGGCAAUCUCCAGUCAGCGAUUGGAUCUAGACCCACUCUGUCCACCACCUGGUUCUGUGCUAAACAUAUCUUAGCGGUCGUCUCAGGCUCAGCCCAAUGCCCUAUGGUUAAGUUCGACCUCUGGUGGCUUGCGAAACCACGAAGGAUUACAAUUUCCAGAAUGUCGGGUUUGCUCAAACCCCCCUUUUGCCAUGCGCCAGCGCUGGGGACACAGCGCAUAUAUGCGCUCGCACAGCCCGGACGCGCUGGUCCUCUCUCUUGGGUUUGAAACUUCGCGCAAUCUCUCGAAGCAAACAUACCAACUUCCUCGAACCUCGCUCUAUGUAUUGAGAACUAUUUUCGCAGUGGGAUCUCUUUUUGCGGCGAGACCUAUUCUGCCUUGGGUGUUAUUUCUUGCCGUGAUCCUUAUCUUUGCCGUGGGUUGUAUUUUCGCGGGGAAACAUACCUAUUCUUAGGGCUUCGAGGGUUGUGUGACCGUGGAAGAUCUAAAGACAUAGAACCAUCCAACCAAACCCGUCGCUUUCCCAAAGAAAAGAAAGUCUGAGGCCGGACGGGCAAAUUGUCGAUGGCUUCCAGCCCUUUCAAGUCUGUUUCGGGGUGGUUACUGUUCCUUCAUGGUUUCCUGGUUUCAAUCACAGUCCGAGCCGACCCCGUGCCCACCUCAGUACAAUAUGAUCCCCAUUUCAUAGGAUGGUUCAUUGGGCCCACAACGACCCAGGCACUGACGGACCCGGACUUCUGGAGCACAACGGGGUCCUAUGCACGUGGGUGCUCCACGAACCCAUGCUCCGUUGCGACAGACUGUCAGAGUAACUCCAUCACGUACGACAAUGGCAAGACCAGUACCUGCAACGUAUGUCGGACGAUGACAAUCUAUGAAUCAGCACCGUUCAAAGGCCCAACGGCCAGUAAUAUCUUCUGCGCAGAGCAUUGGAGCGCAUUUCAAGUGUAUCGCAAGCUACCAGAACCGACCACCACGCCAGAAGCAGAAGAGUCAUCCACAAAAUCGAAGCCCCAGCCCGCAUCACCUGCCUCUACUACGUCAACCACCAAGGAAACCGCAAAGCCCACCGAGGACAAGCCCACCGAAGACAAGCCCACCAAAACCAAGUCCACAGAACCAUCUCCCUCAGAAGCCUCUCCCACAGCAGCCAAGCCCACAUCCACAGAAGAUAAGCCCACCGACGACCCACCCAAUUCAAAACCAGACCCCUCUCCACCCAGCCAAGCGUGGAUCGCAGGCGCCGUCGCAGGCCCAAUCGCGGGGAUCGCCUUCUUCGCCGGCAUCGUCGUCUGGGUCAUCUACCGACGAAAACACCGGCGAGACCGCGUCGCAUGGCCGCACGAUCACCCGUACAUGGGCCCGCCGGUCAUGAAGCAACAGCAGCAGUUUCCAUACGAGAUGAGCGCGCCGGGCUUGAAGCAGCCGCAACAAUUUCCUUACGAGAUGGACCCGACUGGUCGUCGUCCGUCUGUGUAUGAAUUAAGUUCUGGUAAUCAGCACUAGCUGGGUUGGCCUGGGUUACUAUGUGAAGAAGAAGUCGGACGGUGUGUGUAGAUGCUUUUAUGUAUAUAAUUAAUUUUUUUGCAUCGGUUUGCAAAUGUAUUGCAUAGCUUUUUGUUACUUUCUGAUAUGCUUUGGAAACUAGUGAUUAGUCUCUGGGACAGUAAGACAUGGGAAUAGAUACUUAGGGUUGAUGUAUAUAUUCAAAAUAAUUAAAAGGAUUAAAU
Molecule: messenger RNA, 1896 nt
Organism: Aspergillus candidus
Lineage: Eukaryota; Fungi; Ascomycota; Eurotiomycetes; Eurotiales; Aspergillaceae
Exons: 4
Coding region: 731-1672 (313 amino acids)
Source: RefSeq, a predicted model, not a curated record